Molecule: messenger RNA, 954 nt
Organism: Vitrella brassicaformis
Lineage: Eukaryota; Vitrellaceae
Source: the annotation of a GenBank genome assembly
AUGGACAGCGGCCGUAUGAGAGGGUCCCCGAGGUCUUGCUCUUCUGAUGCAGUGGCGGGCAGCUGCGGUGGCCGCCAAGGCACUUCGCCGAUGGCAUCCCAUGGACAGCAGCCGCACAGCCGCAUAAUGCUCUCUCAUGCGGUGUCUGGCCCGCUAACCGAAAUCUCUCAGUUGCCCACGUCGUUGAUCAGGGCUUGUUGGUCAUCUGCUGCUUGUCGUCUCCAGUGGACUCACGGCGCGCGUGGCCUCCCCUCCGCUGCACACACAGCGUCGCGAGAUCAGGUGCGCCGUGUGUCUGUCGGUGCGGUUGUGCUUGACCAAAUGCGCCUUCUUGCCAACGUUGUCGGUGUGCAGUGCUGAUCAGAUUGACGUCCCUGCCAGGGAGAUAACAAAGAAUAUUUGCGCGCUUCACUGGCUGAAGAUCCGUCCCCCUUUCGUGAGCGUCUUAGCGUCGGCGCAGUGACAGAGGUGCGGUGCUCUGCCACAUCGCCCACGUAGAGCGAGGUGAGUGGGGCACUCCCUCAUAAAGAGCUGCCAGAUCUGCCGAGGAAGGAAAGCAGACAGGCAGAGAGCCUCCAUCCGCCCACAGCAUCGCACCGCAUCAUCCCUCCCCUCCCCUCCCUCUCUGUCUGACAGUUCCGACUCCAUCGGCGCACGAGAUCUCGUGUCGAUCUCCGCUCCGUCAGGGCUCCAAAUGUUGCCGCCCAAGGUACACACCGAGGGCAAGAGGGCAACAAGUGAUUGCCCACAUGUCUCAACAUCCACACACGUGCAGUGCUUCCAUCUCUCUGUGCCUCCCUGUCUGUGUGCCGUCAGGUUUGUGCGUUGCCGCUCGUUGCCCAUCAGGUAAGCAAGGCAACAAGGAUGAAGGCACGAACCCCACUAGCACGAGCCAAGCAAGCUGCUCUGUGACGCCUGUGGGUGUGGGACGCACGCAGGAGGCACCAGUGGUAG